CCUCUCUUUCUGAGACCAAUGGCUCUAACGGUCUCUGGGGAUGUGCUUCUGAUUAUCUUCGUGCACGGAUUCAAAGGCACCGACCAAACUUUUUCCCAAUUCCCUGAGCGCCUCCAGCACAUUCUAACGGAGACUGUUCCCGAUGUUUCAGUAGAAUGCAUCGUAUUUCCGGCGUAUGAAACCAAGGGAGAUUUGAAUGAAGCUGUCAUCCGUUUCUCCGACUGGUUAACGACCUUGACUGUCGAGAAGGAGGUUGCAUCUGGCGGAGGUGCAGGGAGGGCUAAGAUCGUAUUGUGUGGACAUAGCAUGGGCGGCCUUCUUACUGCCGACACUCUGCAAGAGUUCGUCAGAGGGAGACCAGAUGCGAAUGCCCCUUUAUGGCCCAAGAUAAUCGCUUGCUUAGCGUUCGAUACGCCUUACCUUGGCCUUAAUCCUGGGGUCUUCAAGGACAGCGCGACGAAAGCUUUGGAAUAUGCUCAAGCCGCGCGAACCGUUGGAACUGGCUUUCUUGGUGCCCUCGCUGGUUUUGGAGCGAGUAAAGCGACCACUCCGCCGCCCUCCGAAACCCCACCCAACGCAGGAGGGUGGGGGAAAUGGUCUGGCCCCGCCACUUAUGCUCUAGGCGGCGCACUCUUAGCUGGUGCCGCUGCUGGAGUAACCUACUACAAGCGCGAUGAUCUCGCGCUCUCCUUCUCUUGGGCCACAGAUCACUUAAAAUAUGUUGGCAACCUCUGGGACAACGCUGCACUCAAUAAAAGAUUGGAGCAGCUCGUAGAGUCUGAAGAGAAGGAGGGAAUAAUAUUUCGAAACUUUUACACCUUCAUUCCUCCGACACCCCUACUGAAUAGUGCUGGACGGACUUUCAUUGUACUGCCCAAGAAAAGCUCUCAUGUAGCAUCCCGGUUCAUUUUAGCAAGAAAUGGGCUUGCGACUACCGAAGUGGAAGCACACACGGGCAUGUUUGCAGCGAAGACAAACGACGGGUAUUAUGAUUUGGGACUCGAAGCUGCUAAUGCCAUAAGGACAGCAAUACUGACGAGUCGAGGUACACUUGUAGAAUCCUAA
Messenger RNA from Mycena indigotica, 1065 nucleotides. Its product is annotated as DUF676 domain-containing protein. NCBI's taxonomy places the organism in Eukaryota, Fungi, Basidiomycota, Agaricomycetes, Agaricales, Mycenaceae. The transcript has 6 exons. The record is from RefSeq and is a predicted model, not a curated record. Bases 19 to 1065 code for a protein of 348 amino acids.